Kickxella alabastrina is the source of this 651-nucleotide messenger RNA. Its product is annotated as thioredoxin-like protein. The transcript has a single exon. Bases 1 to 651 code for a protein of 216 amino acids. Gene Ontology annotation, cellular component: cytoplasm. The record is from RefSeq and is a predicted model, not a curated record. NCBI's taxonomy places the organism in Eukaryota, Fungi, Kickxellomycota, Kickxellomycetes, Kickxellales, Kickxellaceae.
AUGGACGACAAGAUCAAGGCGGCUGCACGGCACGUGUUGAAUGAGGGCGACGACGCGUUGUCAGAUGACGAGCUGCUUGCUGAGCUUGAGAACGACCCGGCACUGGAGAAGCUGCGCGAGGCACGUUUGGAACAGAUGAGGUGGGAAAUGAACCACGUGCGCGACUUGCGGUCGCGCGGCCACGGGGAGUACCAGGAUAUCCAGAAGGAGGAGUCGAUGGUCAAGCUGAUUGGCAGCACAGCCAGGGGCAUAGUCCAUUUUACUCACCCACAGUUUGCACGCUGUAAGAUCCUGGACAAGCAUUUGCGCGCGCUGGCACUGUACCAUUUUGACACACGGUUUGCUUCGAUCAGUGUCGAAAGGUGCCCCUUCUUGGCGCAAAAGUUCCAAAUCCGCAUGCUUCCAUGCUUACUAGUUAUCGCUAAUGGGCGAGUCGUCGACAGGCUUGUGGGAUUUGAAGAGUUUGGCAACAAUGAUGGAUUUUCGACGGAGACACUUGAACGACGCCUGUGCAAGUCUGGCGUGAUUAAAAUGCCCAAAGGAAAGAUAUCCCACAUACCAGUGGAACAACGGCCAAUUGCAUAUAAGAUCGGCCAAGCAGGAUCCGAGGCAGCGGGUGACAGUGGCAGCGAGGUUGAGCUGGACUAUUGA